This is a messenger RNA of Ilex paraguariensis (yerba mate), 1439 nucleotides long. The record is from the annotation of a GenBank genome assembly. NCBI's taxonomy places the organism in Eukaryota, Viridiplantae, Streptophyta, Magnoliopsida, Aquifoliales, Aquifoliaceae.
ACUCUCUCUCCUCUCAGCGAUAUGGAAGACAAACAAAGACAACCAUAGACAAAUCUCACUCAAUCAACUCACACACUGAAGACUGAAAUGGAAGAUCCAUCGAAUCCGAGCUCACAGCAAACAAAUCCAACGGCGUCGCUCAGGCCGACUCACCACCGGCGAGCUCACUCGGAGGUGAACUUCAGGCUACCGGAGGACCUAGAUCUGGUGUCGGACCCCUUCGAUGCGCCUUCGGAGAGUUUCGAAGAGAUGGGAUCUGAGGACGAUCUCUUCUCCACUUUCAUGGACAUCGAGAAGCUUGGAUCCAGCCUGAACGACGGCGUUUCGGACAAUGCUGCCGGUGGAGGUGGCGGUAAUUGUGGCGGAGUAGGGGCGGAGGGUGGUGAGGGCGAGAGAAAUGUGAUGAGGCCUCGGCAUCGCCACAGUAAUUCUGUUGAUAGUUCGAAUCUGUUCGGUGAGAGUAUUGAGGCUAAGAAGGCUAUGGCUCCUGAGAAGCUGGCUGAGUUGUGGUCUAUAGAUCCAAAGCGAGCCAAGAGGAUUUUGGCAAAUCGACAGUCUGCUGCUCGUUCAAAAGAGAGGAAGGCGCGUUAUAUGUCAGAACUUGAGAGAAAAGUUCAGACCCUUCAAACAGAGGCAACCACUCUUUCCGCACAACUCACGCUAUUCCAGAGAGAUAUAACGGGUCAGAGUACUGAAAAUACAGAGCUUAAACUUCGGUUACAAGCUAUGGAACAACAAGCUCAGUUACGCGACGCCCUAAAUGAAGCACUGAAGCAGGAAGUAGAAAGGCUCAGAAUUGCCACUGGAGAAAUAGCAUCCUCUUCAGAUACCUACAAUUUGGGAAUGCAUCAUUUUCCAUAUAACCAAUCCGCAGUCUUUUCACAUCAGCCACAACCGGGAUCGAGUGAUCGUCAGAACGUGCAGAUGCCACAGUUUCAUCCCCUCCAGUCUAGGAUGUCAAGUCACCAUCAUCACAUGCUUGGAGCUGCCCACACACAGGCUUUUUCAGAUACAUUGCAGCCCGAUCCCCUUGGUCGUUUUCAAGGGCUUGAUAUCAGCAACAGAGGCUCUCAUCUCGUGAAGUCUGAAGGCCCUUCUAUUUCUGCCAGUGAAAGCAGCAGCACAUUCUGAUUCGAAUUUUGCUGGUUUGCGCCUUGGCCCUACUAUAUUUGCUGAAUUGUUUAUAGACUGACAUCUUUCUUAGCAUCAAAAAUACCAUUUCUUAAAAAUUUAUUUAUUGAUUUCGCAGCGGGUCUUAGGUUUUCAGUAGUUUUAACAGUUCUUGCAAUGUUCAUUGUUGUUGUUGUGGUCGUCUUUUUUUUUUUUUUUCCUAUUGUAUUCGAUUCUGAAAUCAUUUCUCACGAUUUUUUUUUUCAGUAGUUGAACUGAUAUUCCAAUUAUUUUUCCUUUUUACCUUCACUGACUGAGAAGUGUAAAAU